UUUGCAAUGUCAUGGCCGGCGAAUGAAGCGUGUGUGAGAGAAAGAAAGAACGGAAAAUAAAGGAGAUAAAGAGCCAAGUUGUUGUUAAGAAACAGUCAAAAUGAAAAAAGAAGACGUAGAAAUGAAGGAGGCCUCCCAGAAAAAUGGCGCAGAGUCUGAAGAACCAGUAGCUGAAGUUUCCAAAGAGGAAAAAGAGAGGCUUGCUUUAGAAGGUAGGGUGGAAUUUCUUUGGCUUGUUGUAAAGAUUUCAGAUCUCCUUGUGAUAGCGGUUCCUAUUUUAAAAGAAAUGAUUAUGAAUUUGAGGGCCUUGAUUAUUUAUUAUACUAUCGAGACAACGAUAAGAUUUCCGUGUAACACCAUACAUUUAUUAUGCAUAUACAUGCUUCGACUCUAUUCCGAUAUAUUAAACUAUUUGUGAGAAAAACCAUGAAAUGGCUGCAUACAUAAUAAAUCAAUAAAUCUAUGGGGUUAUAUGAAAAUCUUACCCGGUCAACUCUUUCUGUCGAAAAGUCAAAACUAAAUUCUUCCCACCUACACUGUGUUUUCAAAGUGUAUGACAAUUUCCACUAUUUUUAAGUCUCGAUUAUCAAUGGGAGUCUGACUCAUCUAAUUGAAGACUAUAAAGGCUAACGCCUGGUUUUUAUUUGUCGGGAAAAUCCCAGACCGUCUUGGAUUUUACUGUGUCCAGACCGUCCCAGAUUUUGCCAACUAAUGAAAACUCUAAAUCCUGGAUAACCCCGAUGGUCUGAGAUGGUUGAUGACUAAUCUGGAGAAUCGGUAGCAUUUCUAUUUUCCGGACACAUCCCAGAUUUCUGCAAUGGUCGGCGAUCAUUCUCGACAAAUGAAAACUUAAAUUUGUACCACAACUGAAGAGCGAAAACAAUUAGAAACAACACGUAACACUUAGUUAUAAAGCUACCGUCAUUCUCUGGUCCCAAGGUGAUGGUUGUCUCAAAUGAAAAAACUUAAAUUUGUCCUUGUGUACCUUUGCUACUUCUACGAAAUGGGACCUCUACACAACCACAUUGCUCGAGACAGAACGUUUUUAGAAAAUAAAACCUAAAAAUGUUGCGGGGAGUUACUGAGGCACCGUAGAAUUUCCAUUUUUUCGCUUGUAAUAUUCAGACAUUAUUUUACUUUACCAAUCCUCUAAAUUGCUGUGGUCCAGUCCCUCUAUCACACAUGAACAUCGUGUCUCUGGGACAGACUUCUUCGGGUUGAAUGGAUCGCGCCUAUGUCCAUAUGGCAACUCUAGAAAAUGUGUGUUAAUGCUAGUCCCAGACAGUCAACUUUGGUUAGCGGUCUUGGAUUUUACUGUGUCCAGACCAGACUAUCUUAAUGCCUGAUUGAUUCAAUGGAAGCUAGACUCCCAGAUUUUGCCAACUAAUGAAAAAUCUCUAAAUCCUGGAUAACCCAGUGGAAUUUUUUGACCGAUGAUGGUCUGAGAUAGUUUGUCUUUCCUUUUCAGCAUAAAAUCUGAAAUAUAAAGAUAGAAAUUUUUGCUGACUGAAUUUUUCUGGAGAAUCGGUAGCAUUUCUAUUUUCCGGACACAUCCCAGAUUUCUGCAAUGGUCAGCGAUCAUUCUCGACAAAUGAAAACUUAAAUUUGUACCUUUGGGGACGUCGACGAUGGAAUUCGCUCUUUACCAAUCCUCUAAAUUGCUGUGGUCCAGUGACUAUUUCCUUCAAGAUCUGUUUCUUGUACAGUAGAACCUCAAUAUAACAAACCUCUAUAUAAUGAAGUCCUCGGCAUAACAAACAACUAUUUUUCUUUACCCCAGUAAUAGUAAAAUAUAUGGAAAAAACCCGCGAUAUAAUGAAACCUCGUUAUAGCGAAUAAAUUUGCCAGUCUAUUGGCCCUUUGUUAUAUUUUUUGGGCUCCAAUGUAUUCCUGAAUCGCAUGUUCACAGUCAGAAGAUUUUUUUCUGGUACAUGUGUAUGUUCUACUAAUGAAAAUGUGCUAGUUUAACCUUUUACAUGUAUGUGUAUUGCACAGACUUGAAAGAACAAGUGAAGUACAUAGAGAAGUCAGUGUCGUCAAAAGAAUCCCGUUUCUUAACUCGUGUGCUGAGGUCCAUUCCAGCCACAAGGAAAAAGCUGACUCAUCCAAUCCUACGAAAGCUCAUUUGUGGAUUCUUUCCUAAUGGUAAGUGCUGGUAAUUAUACAUUCUCACAAAUUAAUCAGAUAGUGGCUUAACUAUGAGUGAGGCUAUUUAUUUUUACUCGCUUAGAGAACCAAGCUUGUGAACCAUUGAUUCUCUUGUAUGCAAAUUUAUUUUAUGCUAUGCUGAUUUUGUGGCUGUUAAGAGUGUGUCCAUGAGAGAACCAGGCAGGAGGUGAUAAUGCUCAAAUCACGGAUUUCGCUCAAACUUGGCACAAUUGAUGGGUGUGGUGAGAUAUUAACCUCGACAAAAAAUAAGGUCGCAAUAUUGAAUUCCCUGGGAUUUACAGGGACCCCCCCUAAAAACGCUGACUUUGGUUUGGCUUUUCAACAAGAAGAAAAGACAACUUCAAAUCUAAUCAACUUUAUCAUCUUCUAUGUUUAUCAAACUUAAUGCUCAGUAAUUUAUUUUUACUCUCUAAUUCGAUCUCUUCCUAUUAUUUAGCCUAAAGUAAGGACAUCUUCUCACUGUUUUGACCAAACCCUAAAUUUAAGGUAUUUUAGUGGCUAACAUCUCCCAUGAGCAACAACCUAUGUACUUAAUUCUCACAUAUUCUUUGAAAGACAUCUUUAAGGUUAUCAAAUCAAUCAUAAAAUAUUUGGGCAAUCUCAUACUUUAUCAAUAAUGACGUAAUAUGUACAUCUGACUUGACGCUUAUUUGUCAUUUGACCAAAAUUGGAAGAAACGUAACAUUCGUUUUUUUAAACAAAAAUAGCACGGAGAUGACGAGAAGUCACAAAUCAGAUGCGUUAUUAUCGAUACUAAUAGCGGAAUUGUUAGAACGUGUCACCUGAGGCAUGUUUUCUGUGUUAUUUAUGGACGUUUGGAUGGAUAUUUUAUGGAACGCUUGAGUAAACACAAGGAGCAAAAAGAGUUAGUUCAAAACUUGAUCGGUCCAACUUGUAGGUGAAACAAGACCCAACAAGGAUAAAAGAUAGUGAAUAAAUGUUACAUACACGUCCCUCAGGUGCUUUAGUCCAGAUUUGCUGUUCCAGUUUCGCCUGGUCCUUUGUGGCGCUACUUCAUGACGAGGUAAUGAAAUCGAAACAUCUUGAAACAUUGCAGAAUUAAAAGUGUCGGCUUUUCACCGAACAUUAUUCAAGUCUUAGAAAUAAGUUGUAGUCAGAAAGAGCAAAAUCAUUCUCAAAGGACAAGAAGGAUCACUAACAAUCCAUCUAUAUCUACAGAAAACAACUACCUGCUCGAACACCCUCCAUCUUUGACUUUAGACUCUGCCAAAAAGAUAGAAUCUGUGACGCCGACUACCGGACUCCGAAUGUGGAAUACGCUAUCUAUUGUUGUACGCGCGCCAAUAUCCUGUUAUAACUGGUGUGUUGAAAAUAGGUCGUGAAAGUCGUGUUACUUGAAAUUUUGAGUUUAUUCGAUGUUGACAUUAAUUACCAUGAUAAUAAUGGUCCAUAAUAGCCCUUUUGUAGUCAGACCGUGCGUGCAGUUUUUAGACAAUUAAUGACUUACCACUGGGUAUAAUUACUUACUUAGUUGUAUUUUAAUCCUCGUAGUCUUACAACUAUACAGGUUGGUAUCUGUAUCUGGGUAUAUUAUUGACUACAAAAAUAUAAUAAUAACCGUUUAUAAACGUGUUGAGGAAAAACUUCUGAGGAAUACAAAAGACCCAAAAGGGGGCACUAAUACAUUGCAAAAAAAGUCGGCUAGACUUCUUUGGCUAUAAGGAAGGUGUAAGAGAACAGUUUCUUGAGCACAGACUAAUACACUAUAUUCACUUCUCAUUUAAACUGUCAUUUGAUGGAUUCAUACAGUAGAUUAAGUUCUCUUAACGGACACUCUCGUAUAUAUAGCGAAUAGCUCUACUUACGACCACCAUCACAAAAUCCCGUUUCAACUCCGACACAAACUCUGGAUUUUUACAUUCCGUGUGGCGUCAUGACACUUAAAGGGUUUACCGGCGAAUUAGAUGUUAGCUUUGAUUUAAAGCUCUCCUAAGCAGACACUCGAAAGAAAUCUUACCCGCCUCUGAAUGUUUUUUUUUUUUUUGUUCAUAUCAUGUCCACAGUCAUAUGGCUGUUUGUCACUGUUAUGAAUCAUUCUUAUAUAUCCUUUUCAGAGUUACCGUUUUUCACAUACUCGUCCGUUACACUUGAAAAUACAAACUGAAUCGUAUGCUUUUACGUAAAUUACAACAAGGCAAGAACAUCAGCGUAACCAUACACUAAAAAACAGUUUUUUGCUACUACCAGUAAUUUGUAGCUGGGAGGAGCUUCCGUAAGCAGCUAUCUAACCUUUACACCACUUUUAAAGUGGUUGAAUUCCACUUGCAUAACUAUCCUGCAUAUGAGAUUCAUUCUUGUAAGCGGCCAGAUCCAGUUAAGGACACCUUUUUCUCGUCCCAAGGGCACCCUCGUAUGAGAGCUUCCACUGUAUUACAAUUUUAGGAUUUCUCUUGCAUUUUAACAAAUUUUCGCUUAACGAGGCACAGUCGAACCUACGUGCGACCACCCAACUUAAGUGACCUCUUCCCAAUAAGCGAUCACUUAUUCAAAACAUGCACCAAAUAUAUUAUCAAGUCAAGCGCUUGUAGUUGGAACCUCCUGUAAACGAACACAUCCACAUCCAAUAAGCGACCGCGACCACUUUUUACGAUGACAGUCUGAUUGAGAAUUUUCCAUGGUGCGAUGGUCUGAUCUCUGCGUUCCCUGUAUGUCCUAAGCUACUCGGAGUAUGAGAGGAACUUUAGAAACAAAUUAGAUUUAUCUAUAGUAUAUUGUAACUUAAAAAUUGCAUGCAGUACAUUCACUCCAAAAAGUAGAUGUGUCCGCACUUUUCCUCGUUAAAGACCUCCUGCGGUUCGACUCUCGUAAAACCCAAAUUUUCCUUGGGCAACCUUCCGACCACGCACGGACCGGAACAUCAAAUGUCUGUAACUUAAUUGGUGUGUCUGUCCAUAAUUCAACAUCUGCCUGCCUCAGCACGGCACACGGCUUGGCACUAAACUGGUUUUGGUGCCCAAGAGUACGCAAAAAGGCCCUUCCGAGAUCUAGGACGAGAAAAUUGACCUUACCUGGGUAGGGUGAGAAAUUUGAAAUCGAAGUAUUACAGUUGAAGUAUCUCUCGGAGGGAAUGUGGGAAGGGUGUUAAACAUAUGGAAGCGGUUGUUUGAGAAAAAUAUCAAACUCAAUGUGAAAGUGUGGUGUAUUUUGAAUUCUACUUGGAAACAUUAGUGCCACAGUUAGGCUUUAUAAGACCCCCAACAGACCGUGCGAGAUAAAAAAAUUCACUGUUUAUGACAGUCAAAUCUGGUGCCAGCAGGGUAGGGCAUUUGUACGCAAUUUGGACUCUCCCCCGGGGAGAAGGGACUCCAGUAUGAAAAAAAAAAUGGAUUUCCUGUCGCAAGCCAAUCUGGACGUGUCUCACGCUUUAUUUGUCUCUUUGAACUGGUCUGCACUAACAUCCGGCUUCACUUCGCUGCUAUUUCACGUGCAACUAAAAUAGAAAAAAUAGUUCUUUCCAAAACACGAAGACAAAACGACUUCUAUCUCCGAGUUUGAGAAGACAUGGGAUCACUUAUAAUCAUGGUCUGAAUAAAGUUGCCAAUAGAUUUGGAAUUCUAAAUUAUUUAUCAGCAUACAAUAACAAUAAAAUAAUCUGAGAGAAUGUCGGAAAGUCAUUUUGUUCACUGAACUCUGGCUCCUGGCUCCUGGUUCCUGACUCCCGAUACGAUGUUUCCGUUUGGUGGCAACCGCUGCUUAAAAAUGCGGGCUCCAUUUAAUGUCAAAGAUGUCGGACGUUUGCAACAUGUGAAUUGAGCUACAACAGUGGCAGAAAUCGGAAUUCUUUCAAUGGGUUAAGAAUCGGCUUUCUACAUUUCGUAUUGUUUUGUCCUAAAACAACUUGAUUUGGAUUUUGGUGCGUAAACUGAUGGCUAAGGAAUUUUAGUCGUACAGCGAGUCACGACGCUGAACUACGCUGAACUGGACAUCGUGGGUGGCAUGAAGAACAAAUCAAAGCGGCACAAACUAGCAGUUGAGACAUCUAAGAGAUACGUAUAUGGAUUUUAUUGAUCGUUUAUAUUGUUUUUUAGGGCUUAAAUUGUUAAAGUAAGUAGAACUGUGAAUUAAAUCUUUGUAUGUUGUUUUUACUUGAAAAGAUCGCGUGUAUCGCUAUCAAAAAUCAUUGUUAGCGUUUCUUGGACAACAAUUUUUAUGAUUUUACCCUUAUUAAUGUUAAAUCAUUGUCUGAUGAGUUUUUUUUGUUCGAUUUCUCCUCAUUCAAAGGCAAACACACGAAAUAUUGUGAGGGCCUGAAUUUUGAUGAAAUAUGCAAGAGCCGUUCAGUCACAUGAACAGUUUAUGUCAACACGUGGAAGAAAGUGAAUUGCCCAAACUUUUUAUGAUCUUUUUCUCAACUUAAGUGAUGGCUUUAACUACUCAUGCAAAAGUUAUAAAGAUAAGCGGUUGCUCAUCAGAGAUAUUUGGGAAUAAAAUACCCUAAUUUUACGUCUUACUCAAAACUUGGAAAUGAUGACCAAACUUAAGGGGGCUAAGAGGGGGGAAAUCGAAUCGGCGACUUUAAACAGUUUAUUGUGCUUAAAGUCUUAUGAUGUCAGAUGAUCUCUCAGUGCAUUUAAGUUCCAGGUGGCUUUUCUGUUUGUUGCACUGGCAUCGUAAAGUUAGCUAAUUAAUUAUGCAUAAACGGGCAAAAUGGCGAUUUUUACAGGGGGAGCCCGGAUCUCCCAGGGAAUUUAAUAUUUUGACCUGACAUUCUGUCACAUAAGCUAACUCCUGAUACCUAACAUUUGUGCCAAGUUUGAGCGAAAUCGGUGAUUUGAGCAUUAUCACCCCCUGCCUGGUUCUGCCUGGUUUUCUCAUGGACACACUCUUAAAAUGCAGGCGCUGAUUUUCUGCUCUUUAGAAAACAACUGGUAUCCUUCAGGAGUACAGACCUAGAAUAUUAAACAAUUAUGUAUAAAAGUAGGAUGCUGAGCAAUUUUGCAGACAAAACCUGGCACAUUGCCAAAUUUUUUCUGAUUGAUCAUGGCUCAAGUCCCUCAUGCCCUUAGAACAAGCGACUAUCGAGCUUCUUCAAACCGGAGAAUUUUUUUUGUUUUUAAAAUGCCCCACUACGCAAAGUUGUCGUAGUGAAUAACAAAAGAAAAAUCUUUUACUGCCUGAUGCAUCUGAACUGACUCAGAUGCUCGUCAGCGAUGACGAGCCUUGCCUGCACUGUACUUUUUAUAUCAUAGUCGCUAAUGAUCCCAGUUUUCCAGUAACCUAGAGCUACCAUCAGUUGUGUCCAGGCAACAGUUUUUCACCUGGCUCUGUGUGAUUGUUCCGAGUGCAUAACUUAUUGAUUGUUUUUCACAUGUCUUGUUAAUAGCAUCCGUUACAAGAGAUGCCUUACUUGCAUUUUUAGAUGAGGUGGGUUUGUUUGUAUUUCUGGAUGAAGUAAUUACCUGGGAGUGGGCUACUUAAGGACUUUUUAUAUAAAUAAAAGAUUUAAGCUGUGAAAGUCAUUUUGGGGUUGGAAAUAAACUUUUUGAGGACUUAAUUUUCAAUGAGGAGGAAGUAGGGGGUGCAUGUAUUUUACAAUGUCAACAUUUUCUGGCAGUUUUUUGGGGGGUUAAAAAUAGUUUGUUUGAGGUUGUUUGGCAGGGCAGUGGGAUGGUAAUGAUGGCAAAACCCAGUUAAUUAUACAGUCAAACCCCCACUAUAUGGGCACCUGCUUGAUACGAACACCUCAACAUUUUGCCCCUGGAUUAUGGUAAAAAGUCUUGAGUUUUUUUUGAAGCUAAAACAAGUGCUUUAUAGGUGAUUUUUUUUUAAAAUUCUGGUCAAAUCUUAUUCAAUCUCACCUAUACGUUUGUAGUGCAUCAUGAAAAAAGUUUUGUUCCUGCCUUUCACUUGUUUGAUAAGCUUGAGUCUGGAAAAAUAAAUUAUUGUUUUGGAAAAAGUCUGGAAAAAGUCUUGAAUUUUGGAUCCAAAAAUCUGUACGAACCCUGCUUACAGUUUUUCUAAAUUCAACCCACUUGAUAAGGACACCCUAUUAAUGUGGAGACUGAGGGGUCCAUUAGAAAGUGUCCAUAGUAAUGUACAUUUCUAUCAAUUAACUUAACUUGCAUGCUUGAAAUAGUACUUUAAGAAGACUCUUUGUUAUCAAUCCCAUAGCUUUCCUUUCUUGAUCUAUUAAAAUCAUUAAUAUCUUUUCAGCCAAUGGAGUCUGAAGUCUCAACACCAUUCAGACCUCGCAGUGCCAGACUAAUAGCAGCUGCUUCUCUCCCAGAAGUUGAAUUCUAUUUUCAUCUGUUAGUGUUGAUUCACCUCAUUGAUACAGAGUGUUACAAUGAGGUAGGUCAGCUUUAUGAGUUCUUACAGUACAUUCAAUUUCUGGAUCACAUUGUGAUGUUUCACCUAGAUUAGCAAAUGUUACCAGGGGACCAGUCUUUUUGUUUCUUGUAUUUGCAAAUAUUUUUGUGGUAAAGUUGAAGUUGAAGUACAUAUUAUGGGGAUCAUUAAUUUGGAUCGUUGAGAGGUUGUAACAGUUGUACAUAACCGUGGUUGGCAUUGGGGAGUGUCUUAAACUAUGAAUGGAAACUAUGAGUUCAAGUCAGCAAGGCUUUGAGUUAUUGGGGUCAAUUGAAUAUGCAAUUUGCCAGGUUAAUAAUACAUAGUUAACUGAUUUUUCAGCUCUUCAGUUUACAAUACAAUGGAAAGUAAACUUAUCUCAACUAAUUUUUUCAGGUUUCAUCCGACACCAUAGGGACUUUUUUGCUUGUGAUUUUUGUCCCCUUUUGAUCAUUCCUGUCACUUUUACUCUGGAUUGCCCACCUCCUUGUUACAAUCAUUGUUGUGUUGUUUGUCAUGUUAUUGCAAUACAACUUUUAAAAAAGUUCUUUUUUGUGUUCUUGAAUUGUAGGCAGUUCAGUGUUCAGAACUGUUGAUGCAGAGAUCAGUGGCUCAUAACAGAAGAACACUGGAUCCUCUUUUGGCAAAGUGUUACUUCUACCACUCUCGAGCUUACGAACUGGUUGGCAGAUUAAAGGAAAUCAGAAGGUAUUUCAAGUAGAGGACAAAUUAUACAAAUUUUAUAUCACAUAACUUCUAGGGUCAAGAUGACUCAAGUCUGAUCAUCAGAAUAACCAUAAUUAUUUUGCAAUAUUGAGUAGUUAAGUGGUCAAUUCUCUCUUAUUAAGUUUACUCCUAAUGGUGGCAAAAAUAAGGUUCACCUAAGCCAUCUCAAUCAUCCCAGUCAUCCUGGUCAUCCUGGUCAUCCUAGUCAUCUUAGUCAUCCCAGUUAUCCCAGUCAUCCCAGUCAUCCCAGUCAUCCCAGUCAUCCUGUUCAUCAUAGUCAUCCCAGUCACCCCAGGCAAUCCCAGGCAUUCCCAGUAAUCCCAGUCAUCCCAGUCAUCCCAGUUACCCUAGUCAUUCCAGUCAUCCUGGUCAUCCCAGUCAUCCUAGACAUCUUAAUAAUACCAGUCAUCUCAGACAUUCGAGUCGCCCCGGUCAUCCAGGUCAUCCCAGUCAUCCUACUUAUCCCAGUCAUUCCAGUCAUCUUCCUUAGUCAUCCCUGUCAUCCCAGUCAUCUUUGUCACCUCGGUUAUUCCAGUCAUCUUAGUCACCUCGUUCAUCCCAGUCAUCCCAGUCAUCCUACUCAACCCAGUCAUCCUAGUCAUCUUAGUCAUCCCAGUCAUCUGGGUCAUCCUUGUCAUCCCAGUCAUCUCAGUCUUCUUUUAGUGAUCCUGAUCAUCCCAGUCAUCUUAGCCAUUUCAGUUAUCCUUAGUCGUCGUCAUCCUGGUCAUCCCAGUCAUCCCGGUCAUCCCAGUCAUCCCUGUCAUGCCAGUCAUCUUAGUCAUUCCAGUCAACCUGGUCUUCUCAGUCAUCCCAGUCAUCCUAGUCUUCCUAGUCUCCCCAGCCAUCCCAGUCACCCUGGUCAUCCCAGUCAUUUCACUCAUCCCAGUUACUCCAGCCACUCUAAUAAUCUUAUUCUUCCCAGUUACCCUAGUCAUCCUUGUAAUUCCAGUCAUCCUUGUCAUCAUAGUCAUCCCAGUCACCCUAGUCAUUCCAGUAAUUCCAGCCAUCCCAGUCACCUUUGUUAUCCCAGCCUCCUUAGUCAUCCUAGUCAUCCCCGUCACCAUGGUGUAUAUAGUAGUUAACUGUAUCAGGUUUUUUUUUUGCAAUAAUAGUAUCAGAAGUAAUGUAGUAGUAGAUAAAAAAUCAAAUGUAUGAAUAUAUUUGGUUUGAAAAUUUUUAAAGAAGAAUAAGAUAUCAUUUUCUUGCCUACCUACCUACCUACCUUCCUUGUUACCACAGUCAUCCCAGUCUUCCUUGUCAUCCUAGUCAUCCAAAUCACCCUAUUUUACCCAAUUAUCCCUGUCACUACAAUCGUCAAAGUCAUCCUAGUCAUCCUAGUAAUUUUUUCAUAUCUAAUACUGAGCUUGUUUAAAAGGGAUGCCUUGUAUAUUUUGGGCAGUACAGUGUAUAUAUCAAUAUGUUUAUUAGUUUUUUAUUGUUUUUCACAGUUUUCUACUUGCUAGACUCAGGACGGCUACUCUGAGACAUGAUGAUGAAGGACAGGUUAGUUUAUUUUUUGCUAAGACCGUGUUGCAAUAGUAGUGAUAAUAGUAAUAUUUAUGCCUACUGGUUUUUUACUGCAUAGAUAAUUAUUGUAAAUUAUUAUAAACUUAUAAAUAUGCGUAUGUUGCAGGUAGAAUGCACAGUGUUUAAACUUGCCCUAAUUCAUAGGAUACAAAAAAAUUCCUGGUUUAACCUGAGCAGGCAUUUUUUGUACAACAACUGUUUGAACAAGUCACAUUCAUAUUGUAUAUUUCAACUUUUCUGUUUUCUUUCUUGCAGGCCAUUCUUUUGAAUCUUCUUUUAAGAAACUACCUUCACUUUAAUCUGUAUGAUCAGGUACAAAGGAGUAAAAAUACGGCACUUUUACCAUGCAUUAUUUAGAAUUUUUUUGAAAUACUUCUUUAAAUGGUCACUUGACUGAGACACUUGCUUUUAAAUGUUGUCAAAAUGGAGAAUGAGGAAUGGUGAAAAGUGAAAUGAGACAAUCUGAUGCUAAAUGGACUAUUAAAGUACUGUACCUGUAAUUUUACAGUACCAAGUUUUGCAAAAUUAUCUAUCAUCUUUUUUUCUAAUUUUCACUUUUUAUUUUCCAAAAAUUUACUUCAUUUUUGCCAUUCCCUAAAUUCCCAAAAUUUCUAUCUCACACCCUUUUCUAUUGUUUAUGUACUACAAUGGAGGUAAAAAAUGAUGGGACAGUUAACACGAUAUGAGUAAAACUGACUAUGUUCCCACGCCCUCCCUGACUAAUACUGAAUUUUGAGCAAAUUACUUUUUUUACUUCACUGAGAAAUCUCAUAUCAUAAAAGCUAUCUUGUUUGCAAUCAAUUUUGUACUAAUAAUUAACCACAAAGUAAUUAACUCUUGUCACAUCUUUUCGGACAUUUAGGCAGAGAAAUUGGUAUCCAAGUCCCAAUUUCCAGAAUCAGCUACUACAAAUGAAUGGGCCAGAUUUUUGUAUUACACAGGUUAGUUAAAGAGAACUAUUUUUCUUUAUUUACUUUGACAGAUUUCACGCUAAUUUAUUAUAUUUUAGGAUUUUUCUUGGUAUUGUGGAAACCAUUGUUGGUGUGCUUUUGUGUUGUGGUGGUGGGUCUUGUUCAGCGUAUUUUGAAUCUUUGGUAUUAAGCCAUUUGGUUAUUGCACCCGUGCACAACAUCAGGAGAUUAUCCAAUUUUUAGAUCAAUGUGUGAUCCUUAAGAGGUUGUGUGCCAUGAUUGUUGAACAGUGACCUUGGUGAAACACAUCUCACCUUUAAAGUGAAAUUGAACUGCAGUGGACACUCUGUAAAUUGUUAUUUAAUAUUUUGGUGUGAUUACAAUUUUACCCAAGAGGAUUGUGGCUCUCUUUUAUGUUAUUAUUGUUGCUGAUGGCAAAUCAUAUAAACUUGGGUUAGUUUUAACAUUGAGGUUUUCACAUAUUUUUUUGGAUUUCACUUGUAGGAUAACUUUCAAAAAUAUUUUGACCAGCAGAACUGGCAUUCUAGAGCAACCUAAGAUACAGCAAAAUCUCAUUUAGUUAAAAAGCGUAAUCAGUAUGUUAAUAUUGGGUGAAUAGUAUUUAUUUUAAUUUUUUAAAUCCCAAGAGUGACCAACAUCAAUUUGCUCCUAACAACAGCAAUACAUCAUCAAGAGAAAGGAUACAAGAGUCAAUGAAAUGAUCGCCAAAGGAAAUGCUCUGAUCUUUUAACAAAUUCUCUGAACGAAUAGGGAUGUACAUAGAAUGAUGAGGAUCAGGGGGGAAUUUGUAUGUCGAUAUUGAGGCUAUUGUCUCACUGAGACACCUUCAAGUUGUGGUUUCCUAAUUGUUCUUUUUACAUUUAGGUAUAAUCAAAGCCAUUCAACUGGACUACUCAGAGGCACAUAAGAAUCUUCUGCAAGCAAUAAGAAAGGCACCACAACAAUAUGCCUAUGGUUUCAAGCAAACCGUAAGUACAUGUAGUAAGUAGAUCAUGAUAACAGAGGACAGUCGACUCCCAACAACUUGAACCUUCUAGGGAAAUUGAAAAAAGUUCAAGUUAUCGCAAGUUCGAGUUAUCAGGAGUUUGAAGCAAGUAUUAACCGGAAGUAAACAAAUAAGCAAAAAGAUGAGGGAAUGUAAGUAUCAUGCACACUCAGUUCAAAGAGAUGGACACUGAAUUUGAACUGAAGUGAACAAAAAAUACUUCAAGUAGGAGGUUCAAGUUAUCAAGGGUUUGAGUUACUGAGGGUAAGAUUACAGUAAAUGUAGGAAGGAAAUCCGGGGGAAAUCAACUUUGGUUCGAGUUAGCACAAGGUUCGAGUUAGCGAGGGUUCGAGUUAUCGGAAGUCAACUGUACUCCAGAAGCUCCAGCAGCCUGCAAAAGUUGCCAUUUACACUGUAGUUACUAUGGAAGUGCUGGCUGCUUAAACAAAAAUUUUUUUUAAAAGAAGUGGAAAAAUUGUUGGUAUUUGUUUCUCAUUUACUUUUUUAUACACUUGUGUGAAGAGAGACAAAGUGGAGUAAAAUUCCUUAUCUAAGGAAACAACAUGACGGGCAAGACUUGAACACCAGACCUCCAGAUCUGGGGUUCGAGGUGUUAACUGCUCUGCCACAGAUGCCUUUGAUCGCAAUUCAUUGAAGAUACUUCAAAAUUAUAUGCCUUAAAUGUACACUACAGUGAAACCCCAACCAAUGGGGCAAAACAUUUGGCUGUAUUUAUGAGUGACCUUAUUAGCAAGGGUUUUUUUGCAGGAAAAUGUAGGGUCGUUUUGCCAGGGGGCAAAAAAAGUUACCAUAAUAACGAGGUGAUCAAUUACCGCCAUAAGGCAGGGUCCCACUGUAGUUGCAUCCUGGCUUUUCUUUUAAAAUCUGUUAAGUUAAUUAUCCAAGCAAGCCUGCAUGCAAAUCAAUUAUUAUAAGCAGCGUGAAACAGAAUUCCUUCAAAUUUUUUUGUCUAAGACAAUAAAAAAAUAUUUAUUGGUCCAUUUUUUAAAUGAAGGUUGAUUUAUUUGGCUUGUGGUGCUAUUUUUCAACAUUUUUGGUGAUGAUUUUCAAGGGUGGUCCAAAACAGCUUUUCACUGUACUGUUAAGCUAUUAAAUGAAAUAAAAAAUAAUAGAAAGUUCAUAUCCUGUUGGCAUUUCUUUUCUAUAGGCACAGAAGUUUGCGAUCGUUGUUCAACUACUUCUUGGAGAAAUACCUGACAGAGCAACAUUUAGAGAGCCUUCCCUAAGGAAAACACUAGUACCAUACUUCCAGCUAACUCAAGGUUGGUGUUGACUUUGUUAUGGACAAUUGAAGAGAAAAGUUGUCUUAAAAAAUAUCACAUUUUUAAUUUAAAUUAUUGAUUUUAAAUUAACAAUGAAUUGUACAGAAGUCACCUUGAAAGGUUUCUGGAGGGAGGAAGGGAGGGGAAAAAAAUGAAGAAUGAUACUAAUAUUAGAACAAAAAUUAGAUUUUUUAGCUCCCCUUGUCAGAGUGCACGAAGUGUUUAGCUGAUGAUCUGUACUUUGGGUGGGGAGAGACAAAAAUAUUGCAUUAUGUGAAGUAUCAUCCAGACAGUAGAAUGUUUUCAUACUGUCUGUUUCACUAAUGCUUACAAGUACUGGUUCUUUCUAGAACUAUUUUCACCUUGGAACAAGCUAUUUUGAAAUAUAAUAAACUUUAGUCCCUAAAAUGAUACUGGUACAUUGUAUUUUGACUUAAGUUUGUGAUCACUUUUUUCCAACAGCUGUGUUAAAUGGCGACUUGAAGCUUUUUAACCAAGUGAUUGACAAAUACAAGGAGAAGUUUUUGUCAGAGAAGACAUAUACACUAAUCGUCAGGUUAAAUUUUGCUUCCUUGUUUUUCCACAUUAUACUGGUCAGAGCAUUCUGAUCAUUCACUUGAACACUUUUGUAAGACUUGGAUAAGUUUAAAGCAGACUGAGUUUCCUCUUUCCUAACUUUAACGAUAAGUUAUCUGUUUUGAGUAUGCUCAUUAUCAAGUGGGAUUUGGUAGAUUACAUGUACAUCAAAGGUGAAAAAAAAAAAGAAAGACGAAAACAACAAAUCAGAAAAAAUCCAAAGUCGUUAUCAGCUGUAAUUUACUCUACUGCGUAAAUGUAGUGUCCAUGUUUUCAAAAGAAUAUUUAAAAUAAGCUGUAAUUGCUACAAAAUAUGGUUAACAGUUCCAAUCAAUGACAAAUUAAGAUUGUGCAGUCCUAUCCUCAAAUUGGGUAAAACAAUCUGCACCCCGACCUUCUCCCCUCCACUAAAAAUUGGCAAGUUUGUUGUUUCUGGCAGGUAGCUUGCACAACUGCACAAUAUUGCGUGGGGGGGGUGGGGGAUAGAAGGCUUCAUUUCCCUUUUGUGAAGUUUGCAAAUUGCCCAAAGGCCCUUUAAGACAAAGUGUCUUAAUUUAUUUUGUUGCCGGUUGUAGACUGUUGUACAUUAUUAUUUUGUGUUGAUUUUUUAGGCUGCGACACAAUGUCAUCAAGGCAGGAGUACGGAUGAUAAACUUGUCCUACUCACGCAUCUCACUCUCUGAUAUUGCUCAGAAACUUCAGUUGGACAGUCCUGAGGAUGCCGAGUUCAUUGUCGCCAAGGCAAGUAUUAUUACCAUAUUGCUUGAAAAGUGCAGUUUCUUGGUGUUUUGGAAGCUCCCUAACAGUUCACAAUCCUUUGUUUUUUGUUCUUAAAUUGAGACUGAAUAAAUUAAUGCGAUGUUUUUAUUGGUCAGUAAGUUCAAAAUAAAAGGAAUGUUAUUGAACCUUGUGCAUGGUCAGGUCCAAAAAAGCUAACAAAAACAUAUAACAAAAGAGUCUGACGGGUUUCGUAACCAUUCUACUUUAAUAACUAUGCUAUAACAAUACAACUUAAAUGUGAUGUAAUGACCCAACAGGAAAAGGAGAAAUAUAAAUCACUUUGCACGUAGUUAGUAGAGGCUGGAGUGCGGGAGUGUGACCUUUCUUUCUUAUUUUUGGUCUUUUAUGAACCUGUUUUUCAAGGAAAAUGGAUGAAAUGCUCCACAGACUGGUUGUUUAUGUGUGGAUUUCACCUGAUUAACUUUCUAUGAAAUCACUAACAAUAGCAUUUUAUUGUAAUGAUAAGCUAUAGCAGCUACCAAUAAAUUUUUGCUAAAGGAUCUGAAAACUGUGUUUUUUUAGGCAAUUCGUGAUGGUGUUAUUGAUGCUACUAUUGAUCAUGAGAAAGGCCAUGUUCAGUCCAAGGUAUAGUGAAUGUCAAGAAAUUUUAUGUAGCUUAGAAAAUUUGUGCCAAGGUAGAUUGAAGUCAUGUCACUUUACAAUACUGGAUAGCUGAAUCUUGGUGGGGGUGUGCUGCCUGGUUCUCCAAAUCCUGACCCAUUUUCAGACCAAAAGUGAUUUUCCACACCCAUUUUCAGACCAGACCUCUAAAAUCUAUACCCGUUUUCAGACCUAGCCUUUAGGCAAAAAUUGUGUGAUCAUUACUUAGAUUAGAGGGCAAACAAAAAAUUCUUCAAAUCUAUUUCAAAUUUGCAUAAUUCUCUUUUUUUCUUACUCAUUUGGAAUUGAAACGAUAAAUACAUUCAUGCACUCCUGUAGUUCCUUCGAAAACCAUACCCGAUUCCAGACCAAAUGGGCAAAGUGUAUGCCCGUUUUCUGACCAAAACGGCGCAAAAACCAUACCUUCUGGGACAGCACAUGUUCAUGGUCUCUAGGUGGUCAGAUCAGUUGAUCUCACUGUAAUUCUAACUUUAAAAUCUGAACAGAGAUCUCUUUGCUUUGGUAUUUUUAGCUGGACCUAUUUGGUUUGUAACUGUUAGCAAUAGCAUGGAAGUUUUCUUUUUUAAGUCUAUUUUUUUUAUUUUUUUUUGCUCUCAUGGUUGUAAAAAGGUGAUCUUGUUUUGCUUGUUGUUGCAGGAAAAUGUAGACAUCUACUCCACUAAUGAGCCGCAAGGAGCUUUCCACCAGCGAGUUAGCUUCUGUUUAGAUCUCUACAAUCAGUCUGUUAGGGUAAGUACAAUAUUCAUCCACACACUGUUGAAUUUGGUUUGUUGAAAAACAAGUUAGAUUAUCACUUAGAUUGUUUCAAAAUUUACUGAAAACAAACAACAAACCUGUGUAGCAGGGAUAUCUGUUUUCCUGUGUUUUGUUUGUUAGUUUGUUUUCUUGUUUGUUUUGCUUUAAAGGAUGCCUAGCUUUCAGACAGUGCAAAACGUGGAUCAAUGUGGACACCAAAUUUGAAUACAUCAUUUGAAAUCUUUUUUGCUGCAGUGUUGUUGUUGUGUGCACGCAAAGUUUCAGUGUUAUCUCUGGAAACAGUUUUGCAUGUUCCACAAACUCUUUGGAAACUUUUAACUUGAAAGUCAAUGACAGUUCAAGAAAAAUUGCUAAAUAAUAACAAUCUGUGUAAAACAAAAUUGUGUAUGAUUAUCAUUGACAUUUAACUGAUAAACCAAUUCGGCUAACUCAAUGUUGUACCCAAUUCAGAUCUCUCGGGGUUAAGAUUCUUUGUGCACUGUAUUUGCAUUAUAAGGUGGCAUUCACAUUUAAAUGAUUUGGAAAUUCCUGAAACAAAACGUUUUAUUCCCAAAGGGUUUGAAUUGGGUACAACAUUGAGUUAGCAGAAUUGGUCUAUUAAAUCAUUAUUUCAGUCAUUAUUUUCUAUUGUUCACUAUUAAAUUUAUUACUCUGUUUUUGUUUUGUUUUUUUCAUCGCACAGGCUAUGCGCUUCCCACCAAAAUCCUAUAGCAAGGAUUUGGAAUCACUUGAGGUAUGUGGAGCUACAAUUUGUACAAUGUGUAUUUUUGAAAAAUGCUGUCACCAUAAUGCCCUGUGCAAACGGACACAACAUUGUUGACCAACAACUCCCAACAUUGUUGGGAGUUGUUGCAUUCAUUUCACACAUAGCUAAAAGUUGACCAGUUUCAAACUUUGUACAAUAACUUCCAACAAUUUGCAACAACAUGCAACAGGGUGUGCAAACAGACACUUGUAACAUCCAGCAAUGUGGGGAGCUGUUGGCCAACAAUGGUGUGUCCCUUUACACAUGGAUUAAGACAGUGUUUAUGAGUUGACAUUAACAGACCGGUGUGUUAGUGCAGCUUCAAGUUUCUUCAAGGCAACUUCGAUUCAAUGAUUUAAUUUAACCCUCCAUUCAAGUAAAGGAACAGUAGGGCAGGGAUUGGACACUUAUUUGUAUGUGAAGGGCCAGAAUUCAACCCACAGCUAUGCUGUGUACACAAGAAAUUUUGCUCUACAUUUUGAGGUUGUGUGGUUAGAAACCCCGCAGGUGCAACUGGAGAUUUCAGCAGGAUGUGGAAUGGGUCAGAGGCCCUUGAAAUCUCCACAGAGUAGUGUGAAAAGUUUGGUUUGGUGGCUUAUUUGGAGGGGGGGGCUGGAGGUGUUAGAAUAUCCAGUGGAGUGGGUGGCCAUGAAGAUCCUUUCCAUCAUUUAGGUCUUCUGAUGCCACACAUCACUUAGAAGGAAACACAGAAAAAGGAAGAAUUUUUAUUCAGCACUGUGUUAUUCUCAAGUACCACCCCUGAAUAAGCAUGGCAUCCACAAUAUCCAAAAACUUUGCUUCAAGUAUCUUCUCCCACCUUCUUCACUCGUGUUUCACAGUUCUCAACAUUGUGCUAAAAUUCCUGGUCAAUACUAUGUUGAUUUUAUUGUCAUGUUACAGGAACAACGAGAAAGAGAGAAACAAGACCUAGAGCUUGCCAAAGAGAUGGCUGAGGAUGAUGAUGAUUUUCCAUAAAUUCCUUCUAACUGCAUAUUACUUGCUAAUUAAUUAACUG
This is a messenger RNA of Porites lobata, 18424 nucleotides long. The record is from the annotation of a GenBank genome assembly. Lineage: Eukaryota; Metazoa; Cnidaria; Anthozoa; Scleractinia; Poritidae.